Messenger RNA from Rubroshorea leprosula, 578 nucleotides. Lineage: Eukaryota; Viridiplantae; Streptophyta; Magnoliopsida; Malvales; Dipterocarpaceae. The record is from the annotation of a GenBank genome assembly.
GUACUAACUGUUAUUUCAUCUAACAAUUUAAGAUGAAUUUAACUUCAUUAUUUGAAAUUUAUAGGCAGAGUACGAAAUGUUUAAGAGAAUUGUGAUGGCAUUCUUCUUUUCCGUGACUACUCCAUUUGGCAUUGCACUUGGAAUUGCGCUGUCCAAAACGUAUAAAGAAAACAGCCCGACGGCUCUGAUCACGGAGGGGCUGCUGAACGCGUCGUCGGCCGGGCUGUUGAUCUACAUGGCUCUCGUUGAUCUUCUGACGACGGAUUUCAUGGGUCAAAAGUUGCAGGGUAACAUUAAGCUCCAGAUUAAAUGCUAUUUAGCUGUUUUUUUGGGUGCUGGUGGCAUGUCUCUCAUGGCAAAAUGGGCUUGAAGAGAGUUGAGAUCAUCAUUUCAUGAUGUUCUUUAAACCACUACUAUGGUUUUAUCCAGAUUUAUUGGAGUAUUUCUUCUUAUGUUUCCCUUACUCCUUUUUUUCUUUUUUUCUUUUUUUUUUUUUACCAUUAGUUAGAUCUAAAUUUUUAAGUCUUUAUUGAAUCCAUCUCUCCAAUCUCAAUAUAUAGUAAAAUAUAAAAUUAUGA